AGAGUAUCGUAUAUGUAAUCGUAUCGUAUACAUAAUGAAUUUUAAAAUUAAAUUUUUGCAAAUUUUAUUAUUUAAAAUGUACUUAGGUAAUGUGCAGUGCAUUCUACUGUUGAAAUCAUUUUUAUAACGUUUAGUUUUUUUUAUUAUGCAUAAUGAAAACUCAUGAAUUAAUAUUUUGAUUCAUGAGUUCAAUCAAAAAAUCUCACAGAUAAAUGGGCAAGAAUCACUUAAUACAAAAAACCUCAACAAGUUAGUUGGAAGAAAAUAAUCCAAACUACCAUCAAUAGAGACACCUUCCAAUAGUUUAGAGGCCAAGUAAUACCUGAAAUUGGAACAAUCUACUUCAAUUAAAAGAUUACAUAAAAAAAUAAUUCAAUUUUUUUGAAGAAGAGAAAUCUGAAAGUCUCGAUAUCAGUAUUGAUAAAUCAAGAAUUAAAUUAUUUUUUUAUUAUUAAUGAUUCACCGUUGUUUGUAAUCUCGAUGUAAAAUUACCACCUGACCCAAAGACGAGAAUGACAAACACUUAAAUAACAAUGUCUUCCUUUGUUCUUUUGGUUAAUGUAUUAUUUUUUUUCAUCAUAUCCAUGUAUAUUCCUUGACACGUGUACCUAUCACUAUUCAGUAGCUUAUGAGAUAAUAAACUCAGUGCUGUUGAGCUGUAAUGUAGUUAAAAACUUUUUAUUAAUUAACUAAUUAGUGGAUAGUAGCGGUGAAAUUUCUUUAUCGUAAAUUACCCUGUGUUACGGGGGCCAUUUAUAUUCUUGUCUUACGAGUGGUUAUUUUUUCUACACGAAAAUGUUUUGUUCACCCGUGGACCCAAUAGCAUUUGAGUUCACUCUCAUAAAUAGAGAAGACUAUUUAAUUGGAAAAAAAUUAAUAAGGAUUUCGAACAAUUUUCCCAAACUGCAACUAAUUAUGUAGAAGAUGGUAAAUAUGGUAAAUAUAGAGAUCAGAGAGAACAGGAUGACAAAAAAUAUAGCAGUGAAUUUGUAAGGUUUUUUUUUGAUUUAUAUUAUUAUAAAAAUUUAGUGUAACAUUUAACUAACAUUUUAUUAAUGUCAUCAAUUUAAUUAACACGGGAAACUUUCAGUCCACAAUUCAUUUUAUUUGAUUUGAUUAAUUAAUAGUUUUAAAAUAAGAUAUAGAAAUUGUAAUGGUGAAGGGGUUGAUCAACAUUUCAGCCUUAGUGAAUACAUAAUACAGAGUAAAUUAGCUAAAUAAUUAAAACAAAUUCUUCUCCAUAAUUCAAAUAUAGCGCGCUUUUCAAAAUGCAAUGUUACGUCAUCUAAAAGUAAAAAUAAAAACAAUUUACAUCAUUUCGAACUACUUUAACAUGUGGGCAAGGGUCUUUAAUUUAUAAUACUGCAGAUAACAAUAAGUAUCAAAAUAUUAUAUGAAACUUCUGUUAUUAUGUUUUCUAUAAUCUCAUUAAUGAUUAAUUGAUUCUUUUACUCAUGGUCAUUUGUUAAUCAUCUUUAUUUAAUUGAUAACAAGCUUAAUUUAGCAUUACUGCAGUAUUUAAUACUCCAAUUGUAAAUGUUUUUACUGAACAAAGUGUCUUUUUGUAUUAUUUGUAAAAACCUCUGUAUGUACAUAAAUAGUCAAGAUAAUUUUAUACCAGCUAUAAUCACAAGUAUAUUGUGGCUCAAGUUCAACCAAAAGUAAUGAGUUUCUAACUAAUUGAACUUCAAUAUUUAAUAUAUUUUGAUAAAUUGUUUUUUUUUCUGCAUAAAAUCUUAAACAACAAUGAGUGCAACGGUAACAACGCCUGCUAGUCCAAGAAAGUCAAUGCUAUCAUCUACUGCUCGUCAGGGCAGCGUUUACGAUUUUGAUAUCGAUAUGUUCUUAAAAAUUUCUGAUUAUGAAGAUACUGUUAGGCAGUUAGAUAUUUAUUAUGGAAUUGUAAAACGACAACUUUUACGUUACCAAAGCUGUAUUACUGGUUUGUUCCCACAAUUAUCUAAUGACAAGACAGUUGCUAGUGUUAGAGAAAGUAUUUAUUGUGCAGCAGCAAUUUGGAGUUUGUAUCAAGCUUACAGACGAAUUGAUGAUGAUAGAGGAAAAUCUCAUGAGCUUGGACAAUCUGCUGUAAAAUGUAUGCGAGGUAUUUUAGAAUGCUGGAUACGGCAGUCAAAUAGAAUUGAAAAGUUUAAAUUAAAUCAAUGUAAUCGUCAUUCUUUGCAUUGUAAAUUCAAUCUUAAUACUGGAAAUGAAAUUUUUGAUGAUGAAAAUUACUUCCACUUACAGAUUGACGUAGUUUCUCUUUACCUAAUUUUUUUGGUUCAAAUGAUUUCAUCAGGCCUGCAAAUUAUUUACACACAGGAUGAAGUUGCCUUUGUACAAAACCUAGUUUAUUACGUAGAGAGAGCUUAUCGUACUCCAGACUAUGGAAUGUGGGAAAGAGGAAGUCGUUAUAAUGAUGGAACUCCUGAAAUUCAUGCCAGUUCUAUUGGAAUGGCAAAAAGUGCGCUUGAAGCAAUUAACGGAUGCAAUCUUUUUGGAGAAAAAGGAGCAUCUUGGUCCGUUAUUUAUGUUGAUAUUGAUGCUCAUAAUCGUAAUCGAAGUAUUUUUGAAACAAUGCUUCCAAGAGAAUCUAGUUCAAAGAGUGUGGAUGCAGCAUUGCUGUCUACAAUUUCAUUUCCUGCGUUUGCAACUCAUGAGGAAUAUUUAUAUACUGAAACAAAGAUAAAUGUUACACGGAAACUAAAAGGAAAUUAUGGGUUUAAGAGAUUUAGUCGCGAUGGAUAUAAAACUGUAAUUGAAGACCCGAAAAGACGACUAUAUAAAUCUGGUGAAAUAAAAGAUUUUGAUAAAAUUGAAUGUGAAUGGCCGCUUUUCUACAUAUUUAUGAUAAUUGAUGGAGUUUUCAAAUCUUUACCUGAACAAAUAGACGAAUAUACGAAUUUAUUAAAAGGGCGAGUGCAUAAAGAUGCAGCUGGGGAUCCUGUUAUCCCUAUGUAUUAUUAUGUACCUGAAAAAAAUAUUCUUACUGAAAGAAACGAUCCAGGAAGUACUUUCCGCGUCGCAAGUAUUGAAGGUAGUGGUACAAGAGUAAGUGGAGAAAAUGAAGGUGUUUUAUAUCUAUGGAAUCAAGCAAUGUUUAUCAUCGCACAAUUACUUACUUCUGGAUUACUUCAUAUCAAUGAAUUGGAUCCGAUUCGUCGCUAUCUUCCAUCAUACAAUAGGCCUCGAAAAGCUGGAAGAUAUUCUGCUUUUCAAGCCAAACCCACAAUUGGUACUCAUACAGAUUUAGUAGUACAAAUAGUUUUAAUUGCUGAGUCAAUGAGGCUUCAAGCAAUGAUGGCUACCUACGGAAUUCAAACUCAAACACCACAUGAAGUAGAACCAGUUCAAAUAUUAUCAUCCAGCCAAUUAAUAAAAGUUUAUCAGAAACUUGGUAUUAACAAAAAAUUAAAUUUACAAGGAAGACCUCCAAGACCUAUUGGAUCAUUAGGAACAAGCAAGGUCUACCGAGUUUGUGGAAUGACUGUGCUGUGUUAUCCGUUAAUUUUUGAAGUAUCUCAAUUUUAUUUGUAUCGUGAUAUGGCUUUAUUAAUAGAUGAUAUUAAAACAGAGCUCAAAUUUGUUGGAAAGUAUUGGAGAUUGUCAGGACGUCCUACAGUUUGUCUUUUGAUUCGGGAAGAACACAUGAGAGAUCCACAGUUUAAAGAAAUGCUUGAUCUUUUUGCUAUGUUAAAAAAAGGCUAUUGCGAUAGUACCAAAGUUAGAAUAGGCCGGCUCCAAAAUCUAAUUUCUUCAUCAUGUAUAGAACAUUUAGACUUUGUAGGUUCUAUGGAGACCGACUUAGAAUUGAGUCAAUUUAAACAACUGAAGCAUGAUUACAUAGGAUACCAAAGUCUUACUGAUGUACCAAGAUCUUUAUCUCAUGUUGAAGAGGUUCGGGAUUAUUCUAAAUUAUCUAAUGAGCCUAUUCAUGUCAUUAUAAACGAACUUCGUAAUGCUGACGGUUUAUAUGCGAAAUGUCAGCUGUAUGGAAUUAUACUAAAACGAGAAGGAAUUAAUUAUGAAAUUAAUGGCAUGACAGUUGGAGAUUAUUUAAGAGCAUUGUACCAACAAGCCGGAAGCCUUAGAUAUUGGAUGGCAGUACGCUAUUGUAGUAGUUUACUAAAUCAUACUGUUGAUAGCAUAAGCCCCUUCAUUACUGGGGUUCUUGUUAAAGGAAAACAGAUAACUGUUGGAGUAAUUGGUCACGAAGAAACAGUAUUUGAUAAGCCAAUGACUCCUGCAGAAAUUCAAUCUGUUGUGUAUUCAACUAUUCAACCACACAAUGUUGUACAAGCUGUUCUUCAGCAGGAGGUUCUUUUGUACUGUGGUCGUUUGAUUGGGACAAAUCCGGCGAUGUUUAAAGGAAUCCUGAAAAUUCGUAUUGGAUGGGUAUUAGAAGCAAUGCGGCUUUAUCUAGCAGUAUCUGUGAAAAAUCCGAAGCCUAUUGAAAAUUAUAGUCCUUAUGAAAUAAGACGUAUUUUAAUUAAAGUAUUGACUGUCAAAGAUUGGGCUUCAUCUGAAAAUUUGACUGUAAUUAUGCGAAGAAAAAUAGAGGGAAGUCUCUGUAGAGUUCCAUCUCACUUUUAUAAUCAAGUAUGGGAAGUACUAAUGCAAUGUCCAGGUGGUAUUCGUGUUAACGGUCAAGAGUUACCACAACAACCAACUCUAUCAACUAUGACACGUUCGGAAUUAACAUUUGCUCUGCUUGUAGAAUCUAUUCUUCAUCACAUAUUAUUACCAGAAUAUCGACAAAUAGUUGUCGAGUUGUUGAAUAUUGUAGCUACAAUUUUGCUACGUAAUCCAGAGUUAAGUUUCAAACAUGAGUUAGAUUUGAAUAAAUUAGUUGAAGAUGCCUUUGUAAUGUACAGUAAAGAUCAUAACAUGGAAAAAUCCGAUGAUAUGUCUUCCUUCUUCGAUGCUCAUUAUUCUGUUACAACUAGCUAUCUUGCGAGAUCUGUAGUUAAUAAUGUUUUAACAGGAGGCUGUGUAACAACUAAAGUCGAUUUAAAUGAUUUUAAAGAAGGGUCAACUCAAGAAAUGUGCAACAUUUCAUAAAAUAUUAAUAUAAAAGAUGCAUAUAUUUCAUAAAAAUGUAUUUUUGCCAUGAAUAUUUACGUUUGUUUUUACA
Messenger RNA from Chelonus insularis, 5134 nucleotides. Its product is annotated as probable phosphorylase b kinase regulatory subunit beta. Gene Ontology annotation, cellular component: phosphorylase kinase complex. Gene Ontology annotation, molecular function: calmodulin binding. Lineage: Eukaryota; Metazoa; Arthropoda; Insecta; Hymenoptera; Braconidae. The transcript has 15 exons. The record is from RefSeq and is a predicted model, not a curated record. The coding region runs from base 1747 to 5061 and encodes 1104 amino acids. Gene Ontology annotation, biological process: glycogen metabolic process.